AUGAGCUCUUAUAUAGCUCGAGCCGGAGGAACUCACCUUAAAAUUUGCAUAAAUAAUGCGGUUUGUUUCCGUGGUUCAUUAAAACAAGGGAUUUAUUUAACUAGGUCUUGUUCUUACCUUGCUUCUAAAACUAUCAAUUCUAUAGUGAGAAAAGACAAAAGUAGUUUGUUUAAUCUAGCAAAAAGUACAAACUUUUUCAAUGUUGAGAAAAAAAACUUUAUAAGAAUGUAUGCUACAGAGACAAACCAACCACUUGGUAAUAAGGAAAAUGAUAAGAAUCAUGAAGGGGAUAAGAAUUCUGAUAAAGAAAAAAAGUGUGAUAGUGAAACUGAAAUUAAACAACAAAAAAAAUCCUCAAAGCAACCUCCAAAUGUUAGGGAAUUUAGCAUGCAAUUGAAUUCCAAUACUUUGCUUCCACUUCUGUUUUCCGCUUACAUUCUGUACAAGAUUACCAGUAGUGUUGAUAAUUCUCGCGAGAUCACGUGGCAAGAAUUCAGAACGACAUUUUUGGAUAAAGGUUUGGUGGAUAAAUUGGUGGUGGUCAAUAGGAAAAAAGUUCGAGUAUUUUUACAUUCAAAUGCUACAGGACAAAUGUAUCCAAAUGCUCCUUCCUUACCGGUAACAACUUAUUAUUUCAGUAUAGGAUCCGUGGAGGCAUUUGAACGUAAAUUAGAUUCUGCUCAAAAAGAAUUGGGUAUUCCUUCAACGGAACGUAUUCCGGUAGCAUAUCAUGAUGAGAUUAGUUUAUUGAAUACAUUAUUACAUUUUGCUCCAACGCUACUUCUGGCUGGGGCAUUGUUUUACAUUACUAGGCGAGCUGGUGGUGCCGCCGGAUCACAAAUCUUUGGAAUUGGGAAAUCUAAAGCUAAAUUAUUUAAUCAAGAAACGGAAGUUAAAGUCAAGUUUAAGGAUGUGGCGGGUAUGGAUGAAGCCAAAGAGGAAAUCAUGGAAUUUGUUAAAUUCUUAAAGGAUCCGACAGCUUAUGAAAAGUUGGGAGCUAAAAUACCAAAAGGGGCCAUUUUAAGUGGACCUCCGGGUACCGGUAAAACUUUACUUGCAAAGGCUACCGCGGGUGAAGCUGGUGUUCCAUUCUUAAGUGUGUCAGGAUCCGAGUUCGUUGAAAUGUUUGUUGGUGUUGGUCCAUCUAGGGUACGCGAUUUAUUUGCAAAUGCGAAAAAGCACGCACCUUGUAUAAUAUUUGUGGAUGAAAUUGACGCGAUUGGAAAAUCUCGAGGGAAGAUAGGUCAAUUCGGCGGGAAUGAUGAACGGGAGAGUACGUUAAAUCAACUGCUCGUAGAAUUGGACGGGUUUGGAUCAAGUGAGCAUGUCGUCGUUUUAGCAGGCACGAAUAGACCGGAUGUAUUAGAUCCCGCUUUAAUGCGUCCAGGUCGUUUUGACAGACAUAUCGCCAUAGAUAAACCUGAUAUCAAAGGCAGAAGUGCAAUAUUCAAAGUACAUUUGAAACCGAUUAAAACCAAGGAAAAUGUUGAUCGCCUUUCAAACAAGUUAGCCGCAUUAACACCUGGAUUUUCUGGUGCCGAUAUAGCUAAUGUUUGUAAUGAAGCAGCGCUCAUCGCAGCACGUUAUCAAAAGGAUUCCGUUACUGAAGAACAUUUUGAGCAAGCGAUUGAUCGCGUUAUUGCCGGUUUAGAAAGAAAAUCUCGCGUGUUAUCCUCUGAGGAAAAAAAGACCGUGGCAUAUCAUGAAGCAGGACAUGCGGUUGCUGGGUGGUUCCUUGAGCAUGCCGAUCCGAUAUUAAAAGUGUCUAUCAUCCCUCGUGGUGUCGCGGCACUCGGUUAUGCUCAAUACUUGCCAAAAGAUCAAUAUUUAUAUUCUACCGCGCAAUUAUUAGAUCGCAUGUGUAUGACAUUAGGUGGAAGAGUAUCAGAACAAAUAUUUUUCAACAUGAUAACGACAGGAGCGCAUGAUGACUUACAAAGGGUCACAAAGUUGGCUUACGCUCAGGUUACCGUUUAUGGUAUGAAUCCGAAUGUGGGCCCUUUAUCUUUCAAUAAUCCUAAUGAUAAUGAGCCUCAGUUUCAAAAGCCUUAUUCUGAGGAGACAGCUAGAAUGAUUGAUGAUGAAGUUCGUAAAUUAGUGUCGAUAGCAUAUGAAAGAACGAUGAAAUUACUUACGGAUAAAAAGAAUGACGUUGAAAAGGUGGCACAAUUGUUGCUUUCCAAAGAAGUAAUAAAUCGAGAGGAUAUGAUAUCAUUAUUAGGAAAAAGACCUUUUACCGAAAAGCAUCCUUUUGAUGAUUAUGUUAACCAAUCCGAAGAUAAAGAAAAGCCACCGUUACCGAAAGAUGAACAAUCACAGACAUCUCCGAACGUAUAA
Funneliformis mosseae is the source of this 2337-nucleotide messenger RNA. Lineage: Eukaryota; Fungi; Glomeromycota; Glomeromycetes; Glomerales; Glomeraceae. The record is from the annotation of a GenBank genome assembly.